AUGGAGAAGCUUAGUUUUGUUAAGAAUGGUGUGCUUAGGUUGCCUCCUGGAUUUAGGUUCCACCCAACAGAUGAGGAGCUUGUUGUCCAGUACUUGAAGAGGAAGGUGUUUGCUUGCCCCUUGCCUGCUUCCAUAAUCCCUGAAGUCGAUGUUUGCAAGUCUGAUCCUUGGGAUUUGCCAG
Messenger RNA from Dovyalis caffra, 181 nucleotides. The record is from the annotation of a GenBank genome assembly. NCBI's taxonomy places the organism in Eukaryota, Viridiplantae, Streptophyta, Magnoliopsida, Malpighiales, Salicaceae.